CACAAUGGCGCCACGAUGGACAUCGUUCGCCGCCGCUCUGUCGGCGAUUCUACUCUAUGGCAUUGACGCGUCCUCUAAUGCAGCGGUCCUGUACCCGAACCGAAUGGAAACGCGCCAAGUAAUUUACCCCAACCAACCUGUAAUAUUUGAGCUCCGAACAGACCCCGACAUGUCAUACGAAGUGAAGCUGUCAUACCGAGCGACAACGCCGAGCAAGUUUACACUACGUAUCCUCGACUCAAGCGAAUCAUUGCACCGAGACCGUGCACACUACACGAACAUGCGACGCAUGUUAAACACCGAAAAAACGUUUGUCCGCGGCGUUGCUGGCGAAGUUGCGUUCGUGGAGGUCUCAAUGCAAGUCGAAGGUGUUUCCUACAUCCUAACACAAGCAGAGUUGGAUGCCCGGCGGACGGAGUUUGACAUCCUUCUCGAAGAGGUCGUGCUAAAAGUCUUGCCCCGAAGCGCAGUCCCAUUGAUUGUUGUUGCCAUCGCUUUGCUGUCGUUCAUGCUGGUGUGCAUCUAUCCGCGUGUCAUGUCCCUCCUGUCUCCAGUUGGCGACAUAACGAAAUCCCAUUGAGCGUACACAA
Molecule: messenger RNA, 590 nt
Organism: Aphanomyces invadans
Lineage: Eukaryota; Oomycota; Saprolegniomycetes; Saprolegniales; Verrucalvaceae
Exons: 2
Coding region: 5-580 (191 amino acids)
Source: RefSeq, a predicted model, not a curated record